Stegastes partitus (bicolor damselfish) is the source of this 2015-nucleotide messenger RNA. RefSeq names its product C-type lectin domain family 4 member M-like. The coding region runs from base 170 to 1561 and encodes 463 amino acids. NCBI's taxonomy places the organism in Eukaryota, Metazoa, Chordata, Actinopteri, Pomacentridae. The record is from RefSeq and is a predicted model, not a curated record. The transcript has 7 exons.
CCUGCUUCUAUAGACACAAAUGUAAAGAAACGUUUCAAACAUCAUUUCAUGAAGUUUAGCUGCGACCUGCGGGGAGAACAUAAGGCUUUGCCGCCUUCUUCGUCUUUCCAGUUGAUACACUGCAUCUGUGAUCAUCUCUACAAAGAGCACUUGUAAGGCAGAAGUAAAGAUGAGUGUCGAGUACCGUGCCUCCACAGCGACAAACAUGGACAUUGAAGACAGUAAAAUUGCCUACAAGCAGCUUUUUGGGGAGAACAGCCAACUCCGCUAUUCAGUUUUUGUGUUGAGAAACAGCCCUUUCAAGGUUGCUACAGUUUGCUUUGGGCUGCUCGCUGUCAUCCUGCUGGUUGCGAUCAUAGGUCAAGACGUCCGCAAUCAAAAAGUAGAGCAAGACCAUCAGAACAACUUAAAAGCCAUGAAUCAGGAGAAGGACGCCCUGCAAAAGAACCUGAACACGGUGCAAAAAGACAAACGGGAUCUGGAAUCCAAACAGAAUCGGUUACAGGAAGAAGUUGAUUACAGGUCUAAAAGGACCAAUGUAGUACAGAUCAACAACGAUGUACUAACUCAGGAAAGAGACACACUGAAACUCAGUCACAGCCAGCUACAGACCAACAGCGAUGCUUUAAACAAAGAGUUAAAAGAGCUACAAACCGCUAAAGACCAGCUGCAGACGAACCAAAAUGCCUUGAUUACAGCCAACAGCCAGUUACAAAAACAGCAUGAUACAGUUCUUGCACGUAGAAACGAGCUCCAGACCAAUUACGACUCAGUGAGCAAAGAAAGGGACAACUUACAGAACAAGUUCAACAAUGUAACCGGGGCCAGAGAGCAGCUGCAGUUAACUUACAAUGACUUGAUCCUGAAAGUAGAAAAUUUGCAGGACAGAUAUAACGUCUCUGUCAGUGAGAAAGACAAGCUAGCAAGCAGUCACCAAAACCUGACUACAGAAAAGGACACCCUGCAGGCCUCUUAUAACUCAAUUAAAAAGUCAGAAAAUGACUUGCAGGUUUCUUACAAAUCACUGCUUGGGGAAAAAAAUGAGCUUGAGAGCAGUUUAAGGAACGUGACGGCGGAGAGAGACCUGCUGAAGGUGAAAAACGACAAUCUGACUGCUGAGAGAGACGAGCUGGUGGACAAAUUUGGCAAACUGAAUGUGACGAUUCAAGACAAGAAAUGCCCCAGUGGCUGGAGGAAGUUUGAAUACAGCUGCUACUACCCCUCCUUUGCCAGGAAAUCUUGGGCCUCGGCAAGGUCAAGCUGUAAACUCAAAGACGCUGACCUGGCAAUCAUAAACAGCAGAGAAGAAUUGGAGUUCAUUAAAGGCCUGUUUAACAGUGACAGAGAAAUCUGGAUUGGAUUGACUGAUGAAGGACUGGAAGGGCAGUGGAAAUGGGUGGAUGGGACACCGCUGACAACAGCGUUCUGGGGUAAAGGCCAGCCCAACAGCUAUGAUGGGAGGAACCAGGACUGCGUGGAGAUCUGGCACCGUCAAACAGCGGAUGGGUAUUGGAAUGACGAGAACUGUAACAAUGAACAAUACUCCAUUUGUGAGAAGUAGUUUUCUUGCACAGAGCGGCCUGAAGCGUUGGUUAGAUACCACUCAGCAACACGUUUUUGUGACCGGUUUGCACACAGUGACACACACCACCGCCAACAGCUGAAGCCCGAAAUGGACUUUAUUGUGAUGAGUAAUGUUUGAUGGAGUUAAAUUUAGCAGACAGCUGAAGAAACAGGUUGAUGUAGGUUGUUUUGAGCAAACUGCCUUGUUAAUGUGGAACCAUGACUGGUCCAGAGGGGACGGAGAUUUCUAUAAAUAUCUGUACACAUUGUAGAAACUGUCAGUGUAAUGAAUGAUGAUGACAAUGAUUAGACAUUUGCUAAUGGAUUCUAUUUUUAACAAGUGACAAUUGCUACACAGUUUAGUUUUCCCAUGUGCAUGAUUACAUCAAACCAAAUAACUAAACUGAUUAUUUGAUUCAGUGACUAAUAAAUGCAUUUCUGAAGAACCUGUA